AUGGCCAGCGCCACUCUCGACCAUGCCACAUGUAAUGGCCACAUCCGUUUUCCGGCAACUUUAAUACCAACCCCCCCAAGUUCAGCGGACAGCUCCCAUUUGUUCAUCCCUUCGCCACCCAAAGCACUGAGGAGAAGAUCACAUUAUCAGACGUUCUCUCAAGCUCAACUUUUAACACCACCGCCUUCAGCAGAGUUACCUCCUGAGCACGAUUCGGCCGCACAGCAUUCAGGAAAACUUCACCGCGUCAGUUCCCAUUUCCAAAUACCAAAGUCAGUUCACUCCUUACAUAGACCCGUGUCUACGAUGGGGUUCAUUGGAUUGAAGAAGGAGAAGGAGAAGCUGAAAGAAGAGAAGAGAAGGGGGAAAGGAAAGGAGAAGGAGAAGAGGAUGGAGCAUGUUCUGAAUGUCGAGGACGGUGACGGUAUUUUGUCCAGUUCCAAAUUCUCGUUAUCCAGGUCGUCGUCGUCAACUUGCAAGGAGAAACCGCUCAAGAAGAAGCGUUCAGUGGCUCGACUUCUCAAGCUCGCCGGCUCAGGUCCGCCACCGACUUUCAUAUCUCCCCCUUCACCGAUUCCCCGUUUACACGUAUAUUCUGUUUCAACGGCAGAAUUAUUAUCCACAUAUCAUGAAGAGAAGCCGGUACCACUGGUGAUACCAGUAGUUCCCAAUGACGAGGAAUGCGACGAGAAUGUCGGAGCCUACGCGUACGCCGUCGAGCAUCGGGAUGCGCAUUUUGCGACGAAAUACAUUACCAAGGACAGAUGGCACAUUCAGAACAAUAUGAAGAUGCACCCGUAUGGAGACGAUGCGGUCUAUAUGCAGUCGUACGAACAUAUGUCCUUGAACAACGAUCGACAUUUCAAUCUACUACUCAGACGAAUCAACCCCAACGGUUCACCCAGUUUUCACGACUACACGAUGAUAGGAGAAACGAUUCCCAGGUGUGCUCUGGAUCUGGCAUGCGGACAAGGCCACUGGGUUCUUCAAGCCGCGGUCCAAUGGCCCAAUACCAAAAUAGUCGGUUUCGAUCUCGUUGAUGUCGCACUACCUCAGGUGUUCGAGAACGAGAACAUAACAUUCGUCCGGGGUAACUUUCUGCAUUAUGCGCUCCCGUUUCCGCCCCAAUCGUUCGAUUACGUCCGCAUUGCCAACGCUUCACUUGCUAUUCCGUACGAGAAGUGGGAAUUCGUUCUUAAGGAAGUCCAGCGAGUGUUGACGCGGGGAGGCCGACUAGAAGUCAUAGACGACCAGCUGACCUUCCCGUAUGCAGAUCAACGCAAGGCACAUCAUGAUUCUGUCCCUGCCUCUACUUUCGAUGCCUCCCAAAACCCCCAUCACAAACGUUCGCCGUCUUUCUCCACCUUGGAUUAUGUUCCUUCCCCUCCCCGGCAUAAUGAAGAACGUGGGUUUGAAACAGAAAAUCACGAUAUACACAGCUUCGGUAAUAACGCCGCGGGGAACCAUGUCAUUGAUGGCGAUGCGAACGCGGAUGUUGUUGCUCCAGUGGCGCCGGAAAUUCGGAGGCGCUGUUCCUCGCUACCCUUGGGGCCGAGGCCUAAUGUCAGGCCACUGAGUAUGUCAGCGGAGACGUGGAGGAAGCGACUGGGUAUUGAAGAAGACCAGGGGGUCAGAGCCGAACUCCCUUCCCUUAGUCCAGUGUCCGAUAGUGAAACAGAGCUAGAGAGCGAGCCUCACACACCUUCCCCAGAGAAUUCCUCUUCGGAGGAAGAGGAAGACUAUGGACAGGAAGUCGAGGUUAAGAUUCCUGUCGAAGGCGGAUAUGUCCCAAGCCCUAGCCUGCUGGGCCCUCGGCCUAAUGCCCGCCCGAUGAGUAUGAAUGCGGAGAAAUGGAAGGAUAGGCUCAACUUUUCGCUUUGGAAUAAUACGCUAUACGAGUACGAUAUUCCAGAAGGACUCGAUUCCUCCUCUUCCGAAGAGUCGGGCGAAACCAACCCCAGUAGGAUUUCCAGCAGUUCGACGAUCAACUCAUCCGAGUGGUCGUUCUCCGUGUGUUCGACGGCAUCCACAGCUUCUACAGCUCCCUCGUCAGUUGUGGACUACGUGGAAGUAACCCGCCCGGCGAGACCCACCAGGCCAUUGCCUUCACCACCUCCGCAAUGUGAGGAAGAAAUAGACACUGGCUCUGUGUCAGAAAUUGCACUUCACAAAAGUGGCUUUGUCUCCUCGCCGGAUGAUGAUGAGGACGACGAAGACUUCUUUCCAGAAGACAACGGGGAUGGUGCGUGCACACCCUCCGUCCAGCAUGGUGUCGAGGAGGAGUAUUGGCAGACUCAGACUGCGCACUCUCGAGAGAUCGAGACAGUCUUUAAUGACAUGCUCCUGAACAAGUACGGCGUUGACCCUGAACCAUGUACGUUCCUUGCUAGCGCGAUGCAGCAGGUGUUUGGUGCGGACAAAGCGGGACGAGUGCGUUCUAUGCAUUUGAUGUUGGCCCCCGAGGAGUUCCAAUCUUACCUUGAGGCCGAGAUGAGUCUCAGUGAGGUGAAGAAGGAGAAAAAGGGCACGGUGAGGUGGAGUGACGAGCUCGAGAACGAUAGCGAGAAGGAUAAGCAGAAAGUUUUUGGAAUGACGAUUGACAGAGACAAGAAGGAGAAACAUCAUCAGAGGGCAAGAGCUCUCACCGAGCCUACUCCGAGAAAUAGCAACGACUCCGCGGCAUCUCUGAGUCUUCCUCCUGGCCUUUCAGCCAAGGCUGCGCUCAGAUUAGGGAUUACCUACACUGCGUUGGCAAAUGCUGCUGCAGAGUCGAGGAGCACGUCAAACUCGCCAUCCGCCUCGUCAUCCUCCUCGAAUCUGGCAUCUCCUACAGAGGAUGCCAACAAAUGCAAGCAGUCUCCCGGGUUAUUAUUAUGGCCAUCCACGCUGAUCCCAAUGUCUGCUGCUGAACUGGAGAUGCAUGCAUGCAAGAGCAUACAUGACGUACUUGGAUGUAAGCCAGCUUUGGCAGAGUGGGUUAGCGGCUACGUCGAUGAGAAUGGUGAGAGAGUCGUUAGCGAUGAAGAGUUUGAAGACGCCAUGUGGGAGUAUGAAUGUUGCCGCCGAAAACGACUCAAGUGGCCUGAAACCCUACCCGAGACGAACAUGGAUGUGCCUGACUUACUGACUUCGCUGAUUACACCCAAGACCAAUAUUGAAGUACCGUCGCGGCAACCGAAUUCGCACAUGAUGUCAGAUAGCAGUAGCACCUGCACUGAUGCCACCGUGACGCCUACGCUCCCGCAAGUGCUGGCAGGGGGAGUAUAUGCGAAGGAGGAUUUGACCCAUGUGAGGACUAUAAGGGUCUACGAGGCGGUCAAGUCUUGGAGAAAGAGUCCUCUAUCAGACAACAAUAAGACACCCACGUCAGCCUCUCCACCGUCUUCAGCGGCCUGA
This is a messenger RNA of Marasmius oreades (fairy-ring Marasmius), 3396 nucleotides long. RefSeq lists its product as uncharacterized. Bases 1 to 3396 code for a protein of 1131 amino acids. Lineage: Eukaryota; Fungi; Basidiomycota; Agaricomycetes; Agaricales; Marasmiaceae. The transcript has 4 exons. The record is from RefSeq and is a predicted model, not a curated record.